Molecule: messenger RNA, 1791 nt
Organism: Pimephales promelas (fathead minnow)
Lineage: Eukaryota; Metazoa; Chordata; Actinopteri; Cypriniformes; Leuciscidae
Source: RefSeq, a predicted model, not a curated record
CCCGCAAACAAUGGAAACGCCCACUGGAGACGGUCGUUUGACGACUUGCAACAGCAGCAAGUGGUCGCUUAUGAUGUGAACGGGCGGUUUCAAAGUGGUUUACUGCGUGUUUUAAGUGAUUCACAAACGGCCAAGGAAUAUGGUUAAUGCUUUUAUUUUGUUCUUUGUGUGCUUGUGGCGUCUUGAUGUGACAGAGUCAGUGAAGUCAGUGUCAGUGAUGGAGGGGGAUUCUGUCACUCUAAACACUGAUGUCACUGAAACACAGAAAUAUUUGAACAUACAGUGGACGUUCGGAAGCACUCGAAUCGCUGAAGUCAGCAGACUCACACAAACCAGCUUGACGUAUAAUGGUCCUGAUGGGAGAUUCACUGACAGACUGAAACUGGAUCAAACCGGAUCUCUGACCAUCACAAACACCAGAAUCUCAGACUCAGGACUUUAUAAAGUAACAGUUAUCAGCAAAGACACCAGCUACAUGAGUUUCAAUCUCACAGUCUAUAAGUCUGCUCAAAGUACUUCAUCAACAGAAAGAUCAUCAACAAGCUCCAAUUUAUGGUCGUCCAGCUGUGCUGUGAACAAUUCAACCAUCAUCCAGACUCAGGACGCCAACAUUACUGAUCUCUAUCAGCCAAGUUCAGGUGUGUUUGGUGUUGAGACGGGGGAAAUAAAACAGGUGAUCGAGGGAGAUUCUGUUACUCUGAACAUAAGGGUGCAAAAAGGUGUGCAACUACUUUGGAUGUUUGGACGUGAACAGACUCUAAUUGCUGAAAUCAAUAAGGAGGAUGGAGUCUUCAACACAUAUGAAGAUGCGGAUCGUGGGAGAUUCAGAGGCAGACUGGAACUGGACUAUGAAACUGGAUCUCUGACCAUCACAAAAACCCGAACUGAUCAUGCUGGACGCUAUCAACUACAGAUCAUCAGUAAAACGGUCUCAUACAAGACAUUCACAGUUUCUGUCUAUGCUCGUCUGCCUAUUCCUGGCAUCACCAGAGACUCUUCACAAUGUUCCUCAUCAUCAUCAGGAUCAUCAGUGUCCAGAUGUUCAGUGGUGUGUUCAGCUGUGAAUGUGAGUCAUGUGACUCUCUCCUGGUAUAAAGGAAUGAGUGUGUUGUCCAACAUCAGUGUGUCUGAUCUCAGCAUCAGUCUCUCUCUACCUCUGGAUGUGGAAUAUCAGGAUAAAAACAAUUACAGCUGUGUGAUCAACAAUCCCGUCAGCAACCAGACCACACAUCUGGACAUCACUCAACUCUGUCAGCCAUGUCCAGUUCCUCUGCCAAUUCCUGUCAUCAGCAGAUACUCUCCACAAUGUUCUUCUGAAUCAUCGUCAUCAAAUUGUUCACUGGUGUGUUCAUCAUCAGUGUUGAAUGUGAGUGAUGUGACUCUCUCCUGGUAUAAAGGAAUCAGUGUAUUGACCAACAUCAGUGUGUCUGAUCUCAGCGUCAGUCUCUCUCUACCUCUGGAUGUGGAAUAUCAGGAUAAAAACAAUUACAGCUGUGUGAUCAACAAUCCUGUCAGCAAACAGACCACACAUCUGGACAUCAACACACUCUGUCAGCCAUGUCCAGACUAUAUCCACUGUUGUGGUUUCACUGAAGCUGUGAUCCGAUUGGCUCUCUCUGCUCUGGUGGGCGUGGCUACUGUUGCUGUUCUGGUUUAUGACAUCAGAUCCAGAAGUCUUCAGCAGAAGAAGAGAGAGCAAACGCCAUCAGACUCUGAUUAAUCAGAUACUCGGGAAGGUGGAGAUGUUUUCAAGCAGAUAGUUCACUUUGAAAUUAAUUUUUGAUAUGUUUU